This is a messenger RNA of Paracoccidioides brasiliensis Pb18, 321 nucleotides long. RefSeq lists its product as uncharacterized. The record is from RefSeq and is a predicted model, not a curated record. The transcript has a single exon. The coding region runs from base 1 to 321 and encodes 106 amino acids.
AUGUCAGAGGACUGGAGAGAUGGCAGCUUUCAAUGUUUGCAUCUGGAUUGGUAUUGUUUGCUCAGGGAGGAGGUCAAGCGAAGCGAUCGAGAUUCAAUUUCCUUUGUCUCAAGAUAUUUGAUGAGAACUGCUGCCCAAACAAUGCGUAUUAAGAGGGCUGUUGCGAAUUUGGGACCUAGGCAUAAGCUCCAACAGAAUCGUGCAACCGUCCCUCUUCCACAACUAUACGGAUUUGGGCCAUCCAUGGGCCAAACUGUAUACGCCACUUUGGUGUCUUUCAAGCGAGAUCUUUUGUUUAAAUCCCUAGUCCACAAUUCUUGA